This is a messenger RNA of Salmo salar (Atlantic salmon), 2556 nucleotides long. The record is from RefSeq and is a predicted model, not a curated record. NCBI's taxonomy places the organism in Eukaryota, Metazoa, Chordata, Actinopteri, Salmoniformes, Salmonidae.
UGACUAGUAGACCCAGCUGUAUUCACUGAGCUGACAUCUUACUCAUACCCUCAUUCCUCAGAAUUGAAUUGCGGGCGAAGGUUCAAUAGUCUACCUGUUGCUGCCCACUUCCAAGAGAUACGGAUAGUUUAUUUUAUCCAUAAUUUCACCACCUGCGAGUCCAUACAUUAGCGACUUCAACUGACCAGGGAUAUGGAAGAAGCCCUCAACAGCACUAUACAUCCGACCUGUUUACAAGAACCCCCGCUGGCUAUCGAUAUCAUAAAGCAGCUGGAUGUCUUUGGGGUGGCUCUGUACUCCAUGCUGACCCUCAUGUCUACAAUGUCCCUGCUACUAUACCUGGAGGAGUGUGUGUUUAUCUAUAGAAAAGUCCCGUCUCCCAAGAAGACAACUAUUAUGUGGGUAAAUGGAGCUGCACCGGUCAUUGCUACCAUGGCUUGUUUUGGUAUGUGGAUCCCAAGGGCAACCAUGUUUUCAGAUAUGACUUCUAAUUCGUACUUUGCAGUGGUGGUGUAUAAGGUCUUAAUUUUGCUGAUAGAGGAGAGUGGGGGUAAUGAGACCUUUCUGAAGCGUAAUUACAAGAAAACCUUCAAGAUCAGUACAGGACCAUGCUGCUGCUGCUGUCCCUGCCUGCCCCGCAUUCCAGUCACACGGCGUAUGUUAUUCCUGCUGAAGCUGGGGGCUCUUCAGUAUGCUAUCUUAAAGACACUUCUCUCAAUCCUCUCCAUAAUAUUGUGGACCAACGGCAACUUUGAUACUUCCGAUCUUGAGAUCACAAACACGGCCAGUUGGAUCAACCCAUUUAUAGGGGUUCUCACCAUCAUCUCCCUUUGGCCUGUCGCCAUCAUGUUCAUGAACACAUGCAACACACUGCGUAGCGUCAGGAUCAUACCUAAGUAUGCCAUGUACCAGCUGGUGCUGGUGCUCAGUCAGCUGCAGACGGCCAUUAUUAACGUCCUGGCCUUGGAUGGAACCAUUGCCUGCUCCCCACCCUUCUCCUCUAGAGCCCGUGGCACCAUGUUGAGUCAACAGCUAAUGAUUGUGGAGAUGUUCAUCAUCACCCUGGUCACCCGGGCAUUGUACCGCCGCACUUAUGACCCACUGCCCUCCGAUCCCCACGAGACUGACAACGACCAGAACACCAAUAUCAGUCUGCAGGCACCACAGUGGGAGCAUGCUGCCUGAGAGAUUGUGGUGGAGUGAAUAGAGAGACAGGGUGGUGCGUGUGUGUGCGCGCGUGCACAUGUGUGGUUGCGUGCGCGUGUGUGUGAGAGAGAGAGAGAGAUGUAUCAACAGACUUUAAUAACCUCACUACCAAACAAAUAUGAAUGUACACUAGCUAGGUUUCCAUCCUGUUGGCGACAGAUUUUCAUGCGAAUAUUCUAACAUAUGCAGAAAUCAAAUAUGUGAAUUUUCCCACCAGACAUGUGUUUCCAUCAAAUGUACUUGUUGUAGAUAAAAGUAUGUGCGUGAUGACAUAGUGCACAUAAAAAAUUGUUUUGCGGGUAAAUUCCCAUAUACCGAAUAAAAAAUACCAGUUACAUGGGUUUCCAUCGCGUUUUCAACUCUACUGAUGGCUUUGUCACAAAAAAAGAUUGUGUUAUAAAGCGAAUGUGCCCACUCUGGUAUUGGCACGUGCGCUCUAGCCAACAGCUCGUUCGGGUAUAGCCUAAAUGAUGAGAUUAUUAUGGACAAAAGAACGAGAUACUUUUUAUUUGUCAAAUGGCAGCCAAGCAUCGAUCAUCAUGUCACCAGAAUAAGACCCCCGAUAAUUAUUGGAAAGGAGCAUCAAGCUCAUCACUUUGGGCUUUCACCACAGACAUAGACCAGACCAGGUUGGAGGGCAUUUCGCUAGAAUGCGUUGUGCAACUGAUUUGGUAUCCCCUUUCUUCUUUUCCACCCUGCGAAGUUCAUCAUAAUGUAUUUAAUCUGUAACCUAAUUGACUUCAUACCUUCCCGAGUCAUAGUGGUAGGACCACACAACAUGUCAUCACGUGACUUCAAAUGUACUUCUAUAUUGUGGUUAGUAUAUCAAUAUUUGAGAAUAAAAGCGUUUCCACCGACAUUUCUCGCAUAAGGAAUUUUACCGAUAUAAAAAAAUCCUACCUUGCCUAGUAUAUUUUGUUUCGUUGAAUUGUGGAAAGUUUACCAACAAAUGUUCUGUUUCCAUCAAACCUGUCAUGACUUUUUUUUUAUCCGACAUGUAUUUUACUCGCAUAAAAAGGUUGGAUGGAAACCUGGUUACUAUUGUUGUAUUUUUAUGACUUUUGUCUUGAUUGUGUCCUAUAUUCUGCUGUUGUAGUUUUCGGUUUAUCCUGUAGGCCUAUAACAUAGGCUACAGUAAAUUCUAUCUUAAAAGUUGAGUUGUAUUAUGCUGAAUAUAAUGUUAGAACAUAUACCUCCAACAACAACAUAUCUGUCCCAUCCAUAUUGCCUCAGCUCUUAGCACGGCUAUGUGGAGUUGGAUAUGUGAGGGUAUUGGAAAUACGUUUAGAAACCAAAAUGGGUUAAUGGUUGGAUAAAAUGUGUAUUUUGUAUUCAUAUCAAUAAAUAUAG